CUCGGAAACGAACGUUUUAAAUCUGCAAUACUGAAUAACACAUAUAAAACGGAUUCAUCGUAUUUUCCAGUCGUCACUGGUGAUCCCCGCUUCGGAACACUCCGAAUCUGUUACAGCCACACGCAUACGUUUAAUUGCAUUGUGUAACGAUACGAAGAAUCGUAGACUACUUGAGAAAGUUUUCUGGUCACGCGAAUUCACCUAACGUGCAAAAGAUUGGAGACGCUUAUUUUACCGCGUAAAGCAAUCUAUUCAUACGAUCUUCGCGCUUCUGAGAGGGAGCUGAAUAAUUGGCAAGACAUUUUAAAACUUUAAAAUGUUUCAGUUUUUAUAUCCAGAGAUCGUGAUUAGAUAGCAGAAUUGAAUAAUUUCCCUGUUGUUCUUAAGGUUGUCCUCAAUUCGGAGAUUAAUCCUCGAGAUAUUCUCUGAAUUCUAAAAUUAUACAGACGAAAAUUCGUUUCGUAUAACUAUGUAGAGCAUCGUGAUUAUCGAGCUACCCCGUUGUCAAGUAAACAACCAUCCUCGUUGACUCUCGGAUAGGAAGGCAACAUUCCUACAGUCAUUGGUUCAAGCUGAGCGCGGAAACUGAUAGAGCCGAAUUUCGUAAAACGAGAUGUUCGACAGAACAUCGAAAUUCGAAAAACAUUUCAUUGAUAUUCUUUCAUCUAAAUAAUUUGCUGGAAUUCACCUUCGAUUUAGAACAUUAUGUUUAUGGAUGCUUAUCCGAGAAAAGGAAAAGGAAAUGAUAAAUAUGAAGACUCAGAAGUGUUGCGCUCACUGUCCUGGAAAAUUAAUCGCUUCAGAGAGCGAGUCACACGCAUGCUGUCAGCCACGAUACGUUUCGGGAAAUUUAAGAAUAUCUUCCUUGAACAAGAAUGUGUCAGACGGUACCAGAAAAAGAGACGUUAAGGAAGAUCUUCCAGAACCACUACCAGAGAAUCGAUUAGCCUGUUACGAUCAAUUCGCCGUAGCGAAGAAGCUUCAUGCAGAGAAUUUGGAGCAUCAACCGCUUCCCGAUAGAGUUGACGAUUCUGUUUUUAAAAACGUCAAACCACAAGAACGUUGCGAUGCAGUUCCAUCGAGAAAGUACUGCAGAUAUUGCGAGCAUGAAGUGGAAGAUCGUUCUACGAGCUUGGCCAAACGCUACGGGCCAGUUUUGGGCUGUAAGAAGCCCAAGACGAAGAUGGAUUUAGCUAUUUGUUGGGAAACUCCAUUAAAUCCAGUUUAUGAACCAUCUAGGCCUACUCACAUCGAUGGCUCAGAAGGUGGACUCGCGCCAGCCAUAUUUACUCUUGUUCAACAUGGUUCUAGUUCUAGGCUCGUUCAUUCUGGAACCUCGAGGAGUGACAAGGGUUGCAAAUGUUGUCGAUGCCACUGCAAAUUACAGGAGGAUUCAAAUUACUCGAGAAACAAAAAUAAUAAAAGUACAAAGUGUUGCUGCGAUUGCCUUUGUAAAGGCUUGAAUGAAAUGAAAGUUUCGAAGAAAGUUCAAGUCGAAGAACGACCAACCGCAGGACAUUUCAGAAAGUGCGUUGCCUGCAAGAGUCAAACAAGAAAUACUCGCGAAGAUCCUAGGUUGAUCAAAUCAGCUGUCGGAUUGGCAUUGGGUACCGAAAAGCCUGGGAGAGGUUAUCAAAGAGGCGAAAGCAAGGCAACGAUAUCGAAAUCAAAAUCAUCUUUUACUAGGAAGUCCUUUUGCAUCGACACUCUAACUCCCCCGUUCAGUGUAGUCAAUGGAUGUAGAGAUGCUGAUUUUCCGGAACACUGGAGGCUCAUGUCGGUUUAUCAACAGUCGUAUAAAAAUCCUUACAGACGGAAAGUUUAUCGUUGUUAAUUUGUAGCAAGAUGUUCGAGAGCAACAUUUUGCAAACGAUUCAAGAGAUCAGGAUACGGCGAUAUGAACCUCUGAAAGUCGUGGCGAUAUAAUACACAGAUCUCGCUAGUUUCCAC
Messenger RNA from Frieseomelitta varia, 1950 nucleotides. RefSeq lists its product as uncharacterized. Bases 716 to 1834 code for a protein of 372 amino acids. Lineage: Eukaryota; Metazoa; Arthropoda; Insecta; Hymenoptera; Apidae. The transcript has 2 exons. The record is from RefSeq and is a predicted model, not a curated record.